AUAUGUGGUCCGUGCCCAAACGUGUCAACUUUAAAAAUUUUAUACAUAUAGAAUACUUCACUAGGUCGUCUUAAUUCCUUUAUACGAAGGCCCUAUAUAUGCCAUUCACUGCUUCUCAUAAUACCACAAUUCUUUACCAACUCAAUCUAGCUCCUCUAAAUUAAGCUCUAACUUUCAUCAAUAUUUGUCUCUCCUUCUUAAGUUACCCAACAAUUUAAAACUCUACCUUGAAAGGAAAAUGGAUCAAAAAUUGCCAGUUCUAGCAAAAAAAUUCUGGAAGGUAGUUCGUGUGGCUUACUUCAUGCUGAAAAAAGGGUUAUCAUCGAAGAGAAAACUAAUGUUUGAUCUCAACUUAUUAAUGAAACGUGGCAAGAUUGCCGGCAAAACCGCCAUCCAAAAUCUAAUGUUCCACGACCAUAAGAAUACACAAGGCCAUCACUCAUCGUCCAAAGACUACUACGAGUUCAGCUGCAGUAACAACUCAGCUUUUCACCUCCCAUUCCACCUGAACAAGCGCAUUAAUAAGCAUAGUGACAAUGAACAUGUCAUUGAAGAACACGAAGAUGUUUCAAUGAUGAAUGCUGCUGUUUUGAAGGCAUUGGAGAUGCUUCAAAGUGAAACGGCAUCACCUGCUUUGCCUGGAUUCGGGAGGACACCUACUGUGAGGCAAUUAAGGAUCACUGACUCUCCUUUCCCUUUAAGAGAUGGAGCAGAUGAGGGUGACAUGAUGAGCCACGUAAACGAGAAAGCUGAUGAAUUCAUUUCUCGAUUCUACAGAGAUUUGAGAAAAGAGGCCUCUGCUUUCGCUUAAUGUGUUUAUUGAGCUUAUUCAUACAUGUUUUUGGGGAUUUAUCAUUUAUUAUAUUACUUAUAAUAUUAGUUUUACUGCUUCGCUGCA
Molecule: messenger RNA, 898 nt
Organism: Capsicum annuum
Lineage: Eukaryota; Viridiplantae; Streptophyta; Magnoliopsida; Solanales; Solanaceae
Exons: 1
Coding region: 239-811 (190 amino acids)
Source: RefSeq, a predicted model, not a curated record